CCACCGUCUUGUAUAUAUAUAGUCGUCCAUCGUCUCCUUCAACACCACCUGCGAAGACAAAACAAGAGUGUCUCAGUUUUCUGCUUCUGCUCUUCAUCCAUUUUCAGACAAGAGACAAUGAGUCCUCGAGUUCUGCAAGCUCUUGUCUUCAUGGGUCUAUUGGCCACGUCAUGUCUCGCCCAGGCUCCGGCGCCUGCACCUACGGUGGUUCUCCCACCGCCGGCGACUCCUCCCACGGUGGUCACACCUCCUCCGAUGGCUACACCACCUGUUCCGGUGAACGAGCCCGCUCCGUCUCCGACCAAUACCCCUUCCUCCUCGCCGCCUUCGUCGUCUCCGGUGGCUUCUCCGCCGAAGGUACAGUCUCCAACCGGAGGACCCUCCGGCGCUCCGGCUCCGGGACCAGCAGCAGAUGCCUCGCCGCCUGCCUCGGCCGCCUGGGCUAACAAGGCUUUCUUCGUUGGCACCGCCAUUGCCGGUGCCUUGUACGCCGUCGUUUUGGCCUAGAUUUGGAAUGGUACCGUACGUGCAUGGAGGCUGCUCUCGAUCAUGGUUUGUAUGAGAUCUGUUUCUUUUUUGUUAAUUUCAUAUUUAUACAUUUUGUUUUGUUUUUUUUUUAUGUUGUUUUAAACGCGGAUGAUGAUCGUUUUGGUGUUUUACAUAUAUUACUAUGACACUUAUAUCUUGUGAUUGGGCCCCUAAUGUAAAAACCAACCUU
This is a messenger RNA of Tarenaya hassleriana, 718 nucleotides long. Its product is annotated as classical arabinogalactan protein 2-like. The record is from RefSeq and is a predicted model, not a curated record. Bases 118 to 507 code for a protein of 129 amino acids. The transcript has a single exon. Lineage: Eukaryota; Viridiplantae; Streptophyta; Magnoliopsida; Brassicales; Cleomaceae.